AUGAUUGCAUGGUUCUGUGACCUGCACGCAGGGCUGGAGGGGCGGCUCCGAGCAGGCAUUCCCGGUGCGCGGGAGCCGCUCCGGGCGGGCAUUCCCGGUGCGCGGGAGCCGCUCCGGGCGGGCGUUCCCGGUGUGCGGGAGCCGCUCCGGGCGGGCGUUCCCGGUGUGCGGGGCCGCUCCGGGCGGGCGUUCCCGGUGUGCGGGGCCGCUCCGGGCGGGCUGGCGCGGGCCGAGCCGUGGCGCUUCGGAGAGGAGGAGGCGGGCAGCGAGCCGCGGGCGCUGCCCUGGUUCGCCUGGCUGCGGGUGCCCGCGCUGGACGCGCCCGAGGGCGGCUGGGCGUUGCGGGCCAGCGCCGGCUGCCUGCGCAAGGGGCAGGCGCUGCUGGCCUGCGGGUCCCCCUUCGGCGACCUGUGCCCUGAGCUCUUCCUCAACACGCUGAGCCGCGGCGUGGUCAGCAACCUGGCGGGCGAGGAGAACGCCCUGGUGCUCACCGACGCCCGCUGCCUGCCCGGCACCGAGGGCGGCGCCGCCUUCGUGCCCUCGCCCGGCGGGCCGCGCGUGGUGGCCGUGAUCGCCGCCUCCUUCUGCUGGAAGGGCGCCGAGUGGGUCGGGCUGACGCUGCUCUGCUCGCUGGCCGCCAUCCUGCGCAGCAGCGCCGCCGUCCUGGGCGAAGCCGGGAUCGCGGUGCCGCCGGUGCCGGCGUGGGUGGCCGCGGUGCCGGCGAGCAGCGGGCGGGACCCGCUGGGCUGGACGGCGCUGGUGGAGUGCGGGACCACCUGGGGCUCCGGGGUGCUGCUGGCACCGAGGAUGCUCCUCACCUGCCGGCACGUCGUGCAGGCCGGAGCCCCGCUCCGUGUGACAGCGGCGGCCGGCCCCGGCCAGGAUGCCGCCGUGCUCGGCGGACGCGUGGUGUUUGCCACCGAGGAGUCGUCCCCCUUCGACGUGGCCGUGGUGGAGCUGGAGGAGAGCGUGCCAGGCUUUGUCCCGCCGUGCCUGGCCAGCACCUUCCUCCCAGGAGAAGAGGUGAGCGUGGUGGGCUUCGGGGCGCUGGGGCCGGCGUGCGGCCCCUCGGUGACAGCGGGCAUCCUCUCGGCCGUGGUGGCGGUGGCCGGGCGCCCCGUCAUGCUGCAGACCACCUGCGCCGUGCACGGCGGCUCCAGCGGCGGGCCCCUCGUCUCCUCCCGCAGUGGCUCCCUCAUGGGCAUCGUGGCCAGCAACACGCGGGACACCACUGCGGGGGCCACCUACCCCCACCUCAACUUCUGCAUCCCCAUCACCGUCCUGCAGCCCCUCGUGGCGCGCUACCGCCGCACCGGCGACCCCGCUGCCUUCGCCGGGCUCAACCGGGAGGGUGAGGGGGUGAGGGCGACUUGGCAGCUGCACCAGCGGCCAGGACCCCCCAGCAAGCUCUGAGCCCCUCGCGGGGUGUCCUGUGCAGGGACCGAGGUGCCAGGGACCGAGGUGCCAGGGGUGGGGCUGCCCCCUCCCCUCUUUGGCUCAGGGGUUCAGGGCCCAAGUGCCUGCAGUCCACAGGGCACCCUGGGGCAGGGGAUAUGGCACGGUGCCUUUGACAGCUGCUGACAACCCCAAAAUGGGGAGGUUUGGGGUCUGUAUUACUGUUGUAUUUUCUCCCUGGGGCCAUAAAUGCUGUGAGUUGAG
Molecule: messenger RNA, 1659 nt
Organism: Passer montanus (Eurasian tree sparrow)
Lineage: Eukaryota; Metazoa; Chordata; Aves; Passeriformes; Passeridae
Gene: TYSND1
Product: trypsin like peroxisomal matrix peptidase 1
Exons: 5
Coding region: 1-1413 (470 amino acids)
Biological process (GO): protein processing; regulation of fatty acid beta-oxidation
Cellular component (GO): peroxisome
Molecular function (GO): serine-type endopeptidase activity
Source: RefSeq, a predicted model, not a curated record